GACCCCGCGGCGCCGGACGCGCUCGCGGUCGUGCUCCACUUCAAGGGCUUCCUCGCGCUCGCGGCGCACCGCGCGGCGCACGCGCUGUGGGGCAGCGGCGACCGCGACGUCGCGCUGCUCCUGCAGGGCCGCGCGUCGGCGCUCUUCGGCGUCGACAUCCACCCGGCGGCGUCCGUCGGCGCGGGCGCGUUCCUCGACCACGCGACGGGCAUCGUCGUCGGCGAGCAGGCGAGCCUCGGCGAGGGCUGCUACGUGCUCCACGGCGUCACGCUCGGCGCGACGGGCAAGGUCCGCGACGGCCGGCGCCACCCGGCCGUCGGCGCGGGCGUCACGCUCGGCUCCGGCGCGUCGGUCCUCGGCCCGAUCACCGUCGGCGACGGCGCGACGGUCGGCGCGAACGCGUGCGUCACGAAGGACGUCGAGGCCGGCGCGACGGUCGUCGAGACGGGCUACCUCAACAACCGCGUCCUCGCGCCCCGGAAGAAGAAGGCGAGCUAG
Molecule: messenger RNA, 498 nt
Organism: Aureococcus anophagefferens
Lineage: Eukaryota; Pelagophyceae; Pelagomonadales; Pelagomonadaceae
Exons: 1
Cellular component (GO): cytoplasm; cytosol
Molecular function (GO): L-serine O-acetyltransferase activity
Source: RefSeq, a predicted model, not a curated record